CUCCCGGCGAAGAGAGCGGAAAGCUUGCGCCCGACGCCACCGCCUCCGCCUCCCUCCGUUGGAGGCCUCUCCGAGAUAGGUGAUGGAUUCAGUGUCAUUGUCACUACUCGAUAGCAUUUCAAAUUUUCGGUUGCUGUCUUCAAGCAAUGCCUCGAAAACAGAGCUAGUUAAGAAAUAUUGCCAAACAAUUGAUGGCAUCCUUGAUCACAUGGAGAUGGCCCUAAACAGAACUUUUCCUCAGAUAACUCCAGAUGAUGAACUAAGUAAGGUGCUUGAAGAAUUUGGCGCAACCAUCAAUGAAGCGUCUGAGCUAGUUGGAGACUGGAACCAGAUGAUGAGCAAGAUUUAUUUCGUUAUUCAGGUUGAGUCAAUUAUUACCAAGAUGCAGAUAUGUGUGUCUGAAUUAUGCCAAAUUGUCAAUUCACUCAUGCCGAUUGAGUCAACGUAUAUGGAGAAUCUUGAAUGCGAUAGCUGUGAAAAAAUUUCAGAUGUAAUUAUGGAGGCUUCCAGGGCUUUAGUAGGGCAAGUUAUGCCAAAAUCAGAUGAAUUAGGAAAGAUUCAAACCAGUUUGAGCUUGUCCACAAACCAGGAACUGCUGAUGGAAUUUGUCGCACUUGUUAAGGUCAAAACGAAAAGCAAUCAUGAAGGUAGCAAAGAACUGGAUGAUAUCAAUGAUAUUAUUGAAUUAGUCAACCAUAUGCUUGAUAUACUUGUGCAAGAAAAGCAAGCGCACAGCAUUGAUGGAGUGCCCAUUCCUGCUGAUUUUUGCUGUCCUCUUUCUCUAGAAUUAAUGUCAGAUCCAGUGAUUGUGGCAUCUGGUCAAACAUAUGAACAUGUUUUUAUCAGGAAAUGGUUUGAUCUGGGCUACAACAUUUGUCCAAAGACACGGCAAACGUUGGGACACACCAAAUUGAUUCCUAACUUCACUGUCAAACAGCUGAUUGAAAAUUGGUGCGAGAUACAUGGUAUAACGCUACCAGAUCCCAUUAAACUCUUGAGUUUGUCCUUCCCUGUUUCCCUUAACAUCACAGAUGUGAGUACAAGUGCAAAUAAGUCUGGAUCACCAGAACACAGCCAGUUGAUAUCUGCAUCCCAUCCAAAAGCAGAGUGUGAGUUGGAUGAUGGUCAUCAUGAUAAUUUGAUAGAUGAGAACUCUGAUUCAGAUGAUAGAGUUUCCUCAUUUGAAGACACGGAUGAUUCUGAACCUGAUUCUUUGAAAUUAUCAACACAAACUACUGCAGCAAAAAAAUCCCUACUUGAUGAAAAAACUGGUAGUUCUGAAGGUCUUAAGCAAUUGACAGAGGAUGGUUUUCAAGUUUCUAAUGAGAAGCACCAUCUCGAAAGGAAUGGUAGAAGUCAUAGCAGCAACCAUCAUCCACUUGAUUGCCAGAAUGUGAUGGCACAUACAUCAGGUGAUAGCAAUGCAUCUGAAGUAACACAAGAUGAUCCAGUAACCACAUAUUCAAAGGUAGAACCAGAUGUCCUCCCUAGAUUAGGUGGUGUUCGUCCUCGAAGUCAGCCAAUCUGGUGGCGACAGUCUGAGAAAACUGUUUCUAGGAUUGGAUUGCCAUCUUCGACAGAUUCAAAAUCAGAAAUUUCUGGUACUGAUGCUAAGGUGCGUAACCUUAUUGAGGAACUGAAAAGUGAUUCUGCUGAUGUCCAAAGGUCAGCAACAGAAGAGCUCCAUGUUCUUUCUAAACACAGUUUGGAUAAUAGAAUUGCCAUAUCAAAUUGCGGAGCUAUACCCUUCUUGGUGAGUCUUCUUCAUUCUGCAGACCCCAGUACACAAGAAAAUGCCGUGACAAUUCUCUUGAAUUUGUCAUUAGAUGAUAAUAACAAAAUUGCUAUAGCAAGCGCCGAGGCCAUUGAGCCUCUCAUCUUCGUUCUUCAGGUGGGAAACCCUGAAGCGAAAGCCAACUCAGCAGCAACUUUAUUCAGCCUCUCAGUCAUCGAAGAGAACAAGAUCAAGAUUGGGCGCUCCGGUGCCAUCGAACCACUAGUAGAUUUGCUGGGAGAAGGUACCCCUCAAGGGAAGAAGGAUGCAGCUACUGCACUGUACAAUCUGUCGAUAUUUCACGAACACAAGGCCCGCAUUGUUCACGCUGGGGCUGUAGAGCACCUGGUGGAGCUGAUGGAUCCAGCAGCUGGGAUGGUUGAUAAAGCUGUUGCUGUCCUGGCAAACCUCGCGACCGUGCACGAAGGAAGGAAUGCCAUUGCUCAGGCAGGAGGUAUCCGGGUACUUGUUGAGGUUGUCGAGCUGGGCUCUGCACGUUCAAAGGAAAAUGCCGCUGCUGCCCUGCUACAGCUCUGCACAAACAGUAGCAGGUUUUGCACCCUGGUGCUUCAGGAAGGCGUCGUGCCACCUCUGGUAGCAUUGUCGCAAUCAGGCACAGCACGUGCAAGAGAGAAGGCACAGGUUCUUCUUAGCUAUUUUCGGAACCAGCGACACGUCAAAGUCGGGAGAGGCUAAAUCUACUGAGUUAGGCAGCGACGCCGUGGUGUCUUGUACUAUUGUUUCAUGCUCCUUUCUGGGCGGCCAAGAGAUUUAUAUUCCAUCGAAGUCGUAAAGCAAUUUUUUUUUCUGGCAGUGGUUCAUAGUGAUUGCGGUCACAAGUAGCUUCCUGUAAAGAAGAUACUCUAUUGUGUAUAGAUGUUUUUUUCACGAUAUUAAGUAGUUCACUUCU
Molecule: messenger RNA, 2684 nt
Organism: Oryza brachyantha (malo sina)
Lineage: Eukaryota; Viridiplantae; Streptophyta; Magnoliopsida; Poales; Poaceae
Product: U-box domain-containing protein 4-like
Exons: 5
Coding region: 83-2470 (795 amino acids)
Biological process (GO): protein ubiquitination
Cellular component (GO): cytoplasm; nucleus
Molecular function (GO): ubiquitin-protein transferase activity; protein binding
Source: RefSeq, a predicted model, not a curated record